AUGGCCUGGUCUGCCCUCUACCUCGUGAACUUUCUCUGGGCUAUGGCUGGGUCCAGCACCCAGAGCCGAAGCUCAUGCUCUGUUCCCUCGGCACAGCAGCCCUUGGUUAAUGGUCUACAAGUGCUUAUGGAGAAUUCUGUAACCAGCUCAGCCUUCCCAAACCCCAGUGUCCUGAUUGCUAUGAACCUGGCUGGAGCCUACAACUUGGAGGUGCAGAAGCUCCUGACUUACCAGCUCAUGGCCAGUGAUGCAGCUGACCUGACCAUUGGUCAGCUUGCCCUCACCAUCAUGGCCCUCACCUCUUCCUGCCGAGACCCUGGAAAUAGAGUAUCAAUUCUACAGGGACAAAUGGAAAACUGGGUACCUUCAAGCACCAGUACCCAAGCUUCAACCUUCUAUGGACCCAGUCUGGCGAUCUUGGCACUGUGUCAGAAGAACCCUGAGACAACCUUACCAAUAGCAGCCCGCUUUGCCAAGACCCUGCUGGCCAAUUCCUCUCCCUUCAACAUGGACACGGGAGCAAUGGCAACACUAGCUCUGACCUGUAUGUACAAUAAGAUCCCUGUAGGUUCAGAGGAAGGUUACAGAGUCCUGUUUGGUCAGGUACUGAAGGAUAUUGUGGAGAAUAUCAGCAUAAGAAUCCAAGACAAUGGCAUCAUCGGAAGCAUCUACAGCACUGGCCUUGCCAUGCAGGCUCUCUCUGUAACACCUGAGAAACCUAACAAGGAAUGGAACUGCAAGGAGACCAUGGAUACAAUACUUAACGAGAUUGAGCAGGGAAAAUUCCACAACCCCAUGUCCAUUGCCCAAAUCCUCCCUUCCCUUAAAGGCAAGACAUACCUAGAUGUGCCCCAGGUGUCUUGCAGCCCUGAUAAUGAGGUGCAGCCAACUCUACCCAACCAGCCUACCACUGUUCCCACCUCAGCAUCCAACAUCACUGUCAUAUACACGAUAAAUAACCAGCUGAGGGGGGUGGACCUGCUCUUCAACGUGACCAUCAAUGUUAGUGUAAAAAGCGGAUCAGUGCUCCUUGUCAUCCUAGAGGAAGCACAGCGCAAAAAUCCCAUGUUCAAAUUUGAAACCACAAUGACAUCUUGGGGCCCUCUCGUUUCUUCUAUCAACAAUAUCGCUGAAAAUGUUAAUCACAAGACAUACUGGCAGUUCCUCAGUGGCAACACACCUUUGAAUGAAGGAGUUGCUGACUACAUACCCUUCAACCAUGAGCACAUCACAGCCAAUUUCACACAGUACUAA
This is a messenger RNA of Equus quagga, 1254 nucleotides long. It is a transcript of the gene CBLIF, whose product is annotated as cobalamin binding intrinsic factor. Gene Ontology annotation, molecular function: cobalamin binding. The record is from RefSeq and is a predicted model, not a curated record. NCBI's taxonomy places the organism in Eukaryota, Metazoa, Chordata, Mammalia, Perissodactyla, Equidae. Gene Ontology annotation, biological process: cobalamin transport. The coding region runs from base 1 to 1254 and encodes 417 amino acids. The transcript has 9 exons.